Molecule: messenger RNA, 2554 nt
Organism: Temnothorax curvispinosus
Lineage: Eukaryota; Metazoa; Arthropoda; Insecta; Hymenoptera; Formicidae
Product: sodium-independent sulfate anion transporter
Exons: 10
Coding region: 487-2394 (635 amino acids)
Biological process (GO): transmembrane transport
Cellular component (GO): membrane
Molecular function (GO): sulfate transmembrane transporter activity
Source: RefSeq, a predicted model, not a curated record
GACAGGUUGACAAUUGUGGACGCCGUGACAGGUGCCGGUCGAGGCAGAUGUCAAUGCGCGUCGAUAGUUUCCGCAUUUUGGAUUAAUUUGACAGUAGAACUGUGUAGUUUUUUCAGUGGAACUUUAUAACAUUUUUAUACGCGUAAUUUUGUUACAUUUUUUAUAUACGUGAGACGUGAACGUCCUUCGUGCUCCGAAUAUUGUAGCACAUUUCGACGAGAUUCUCGGUGGACCAACCUUUCAGGACUCGGUGUACAGGCAGGUCAAGGUUGUAUACGCUUUCGAAUAGAUCUCGGCGCCCCUUUUCCCAUCCGGACAAUCUGGUGAACACGCAAUUCAAUGGGUCUCAUACGAACGAACGGCGUGCCACGAGGAAUUGCACGAAGAGACGUCUGCAUACACACGACGCUCGGAUACCGCGCGAUGCGCCUCGGCCUUUAAUCGGAGGAGCGAAAUUCUCUCAAUUUAGAGCUGGCUUGAUCCAGAAUGGCUACUGAAGCUGAUCGCUGGAAGAAAAAAACCUGUCUCGAUCGGCUGCGCAAAUUAGCAUCGAGACGCGUGCCGAUCUUAGCGUGGUUACCGAAAUAUAACUCGGAAAAAUUCUUCAGCGAUGUCAUAGCCGGCAUAACAGUCGGUCUUACCGUUAUGCCACAAGGACUCGCAUAUGCGACAUUGGCUGGUUUGAAACCACAGUAUGGUCUUUACUCGGCAUUUAUGGGCGCAAUAGUUUACGUAAUAUUUGGCUCCUGUAAAGACAUCACAAUCGGCCCUACCGCGCUCAUGGCGCUAAUGACUCACGACUAUGUGGAAGGAAGAAAUGCUGAUUUCGCCAUACUUCUCGCAUUCUUAUCCGGUUGCCUGCAAUUACUAAUGGCAUGUUUACGUUUAGGUGUACUUGUAGACUUUAUAUCGAUACCAGUUACUGUGGGAUUUACGUCAGCAACGUCUGUUAUAAUCGUUGCUUCGCAAUUGAAAGGGUUGUUAGGUUUAAAAAUUUCAUCUCAAGGAUUUGUAGACACUUCAAUUAAAGUCUUCGAAAAUAUCGGUGACACGAGUCCAUGGGAUGCUGGGAUGAGUAUCUCUUGUAUCGCAAUACUAUUGUUGUUUAGGAAAAUGAAGGAUGUCAAAUUGCACGCCAUCGGCAAGAAGUCGACGAAUUAUCACCAGAUAAUCGCGAAAGCGAUAUGGCUGCUCUCCACGGCGCGGAAUGCCAUCGUCGUGGUCAUUUGCUCCGUUAUCGCUUACAAAUAUGACUCGUCCGAGUCUGGAUCUCCGUUUAUUCUAACAGGUCCAGUGAGAUCUGGUCUUCCGCCCUUCGGCCUGCCACCUUUUUCCACACAAGUGAAUAAUCAGACUUUCACCUUCACGCAAAUGUGCUCCGAAUUGGGUGCUUCCAUAGUAUUGGUGCCGAUAAUAGCUGUGCUCGGUAAUGUGGCCAUAGCCAAGGCCUUCAUGAACGAGGGAAAAGUCGACGCUUCCCAAGAACUCCUGACGCUCGGAAUCUGUAACAUUCUUGGGUCUUGCGCGAGUUCUAUGCCGGUUACAGGAUCGUUCAGUAGAUCAGCGGUGAAUCACGCCAGCGGCGUGAAGACUCCAAUGGGUGGAUUGUACACCGGAAUUCUGAUCAUACUGGCCCUCAGUCUGCUCACACCGUAUUUCUAUUACAUCCCGAAAGCUUCAUUAUCGGCCGUAAUCAUUUGCGCGGUAAUAUACAUGAUCGAGUACGAGGUUGUGAAACUGAUGUGGAAAUCGAGCAAAAAAGAUCUCGUACCGAUGUUCGUUACCUUUUUGUUUUGCCUCGUCAUUGGUGUGGAAUACGGUAUUUUAUCGGGGGUCGGCAUAAAUCUGAUGUUCCUGCUGUAUCCUUCCGCAAGACCUACGGUCCACGUCGACAAGUGCACAACCGAUUGUGGUGCUGAAUACCUGCUGGUCACACCAGGAAACAGCUUAUAUUUCCCAGCUGUCGAUUUUAUAAAGCAGUCGGUUGGUAAUGCUGGCAUAAAGCAAGGAUCUAGUCAAAUACCGGUUGUUGUUGAUUGUAGAUAUAUUUUAGGGGCAGACUUUACGGCUGCUAAGGGUAUGAAAACGUUGAUCAAUGAAUUUAGUAGUCGCAAACAGGGAUUGUACUUCUACAAUCCAAGAUCGGAUGUGGUUACUGUUUUGAAAGGUGCCUGCGGCGACGAAUUCCAGUACGUUUCGACUCAGGAAGAGCUCUCUUAUCUGUUAUCGACAAUUCAAGACAAAUCUUCGCACCAACUUCUUGAGCAAACACAUGAUAAAUUACAUUCAUCUUUAAUGCUAAACAAUUCGGAGAUGAUUCACAGAAAUGCGCGUGGUUCCUGCCAUGAACUUAGUGAAGUCACUAGUACACUUUUACACGCGACUGCAAGUUGAAAUUGAAUCUCAUUCGAUUGAAUCUCACUCGAUUUAUUAAUUUAAAAAAACAAAAGGUUUUAUUAAACAGAAUGUUACAUAGUUACAAUCUUUAUUUAAAUGAUAUUAAGCACACAAAACAAUAAAUUAAAAGCGACGUAGAAAUAAAAUUAUUUCUUAA